Messenger RNA from Annulohypoxylon truncatum, 1597 nucleotides. RefSeq names its product uracil-DNA glycosylase. Gene Ontology annotation, cellular component: nucleus; mitochondrion. Gene Ontology annotation, biological process: base-excision repair, AP site formation via deaminated base removal; base-excision repair. NCBI's taxonomy places the organism in Eukaryota, Fungi, Ascomycota, Sordariomycetes, Xylariales, Hypoxylaceae. The record is from RefSeq and is a predicted model, not a curated record. Gene Ontology annotation, molecular function: uracil DNA N-glycosylase activity. The transcript is spliced from 2 exons. The coding region runs from base 206 to 1354 and encodes 382 amino acids.
UUUUUCGUACUACGUUAUAAAUUAGGAUUGUGCAACUUCGCAGAAAAAAAAAAAGAAAAAAUCGACCACGCUGCCGUCUCUACGUCAUUUCACACAGCGGGAUCUAGGUCGAGUUCUAGCUCGACUUCGACCUCCACCUCACCUACAACUCACACCACGCCUACCACUCCCCUUGACUCUCACAUAUACACAGAAACCAUUCACCAUGUCGUCCCUCAAACGCAAGAACGACUCGGCCCCGGACUCCAACAAGAAGCCCAAGGUCAACGCGAGCAUAACAUCCUUCUUCGGCGCCCCCAAGAGCUCUCCCGGCGGCGCGCCGCCUUCCUCGCCGCUGUCCGGGGCCGCCGCGUCGAAAUCCGACGGAGCGUCGGCGGCUGCUCUCAAAUUCGACAAGGCGAAGUGGGUAGCGGGUCUGACGCCCGAGCAGAAGCGCCACCUGCAGCUCGAGAUCCAGACCUUGGACCCCAGCUGGCUGGCCCACCUCAAGGACGAGAUCGUCACGCCGGAGUUCAUCGAGCUGAAGAAGUUCCUCGAGAGCGAAAUUAAGAGCGGGAAGAAGGUGUUCCCACCUAGGGAGGAUGUGUAUUCUUGGUCCCGCCACACCCCCUUCCAUACCGUGAAAUGCGUGAUCCUAGGCCAAGACCCAUACCACAACAUCAACCAAGCGCACGGCCUCGCCUUCUCCGUGCGCCCUCCAACGCCCGCCCCUCCCUCACUCCGCAACAUGUACAUCGCGCUGGCGAAAGACUACCCAUCCUUCGUCCCUCCGCCCAACAAAUCCGGGCUCCUCACGCCCUGGGCCGAGCGCGGCGUGCUGCUCCUGAACACUUGCCUAACAGUGCGCGCGCACGAGCCGAACUCGCACGCGAAGCGCGGCUGGGAGCGGUUCACGCAAAAAGUCAUCGACGUGGUGGCGCAGCGCCGCACGCGCGGCGUCGUGUUCCUGGCCUGGGGCGCGCCGGCCGCGAAGCGCGUCGCCAAGGUCGAUGGCAAACGGCACCUGGUCCUCAAGAGCGUGCACCCGAGCCCGCUGAGCGCGUCGCGCGGCUUCUUCGACUGCGGACACUUCAAGGCGACGAAUGAGUGGCUCGCGCUGAGGUAUGGUGAGAGCGAGGUGAUUGAUUGGGGUUUGGGUAAUUGUAGCACGCUGGUUAAGAAGGGGGAUGUGAAGAAGGAGAUGGAGAAGGACGAGGAUGUUGAGGAGCAAGAGAAGGAGAAUGAGGGGGAUAAGGAGAAGGCGACGCCUGUUGUGGCGGUGGGCGAGAUUGAUGAGGAUGAGUUCGAGGAGGAGAGUAAGAUAUUGCAGGAGAUGGGUGAGGAGGGUAAGGCAGAUGGUGUUAAGGAGGAGUAAAACAAAGCAAAGCAAGGAAAGUACUUUAGGGUUGGUAUUCGGGAAUAAGGGGUAAGGCGUUCGGAGACCUCUCGUCUUACCUGUGUAGUAUACUGGCUGGCGUUGCGUGGUCUAAAUGGUUGGACAGGCGUCUCCUCACGGCAUAUCGAGAUUGUACAGUACAUACAGGAUUAGCUAACAUACCCCUUCUUAGGGAAGUUGCUUAAGGAAGUAAUAAUUGCUUCAAAGUCUUGAGUCGCGCAA